CCUUUGUGGAGAUGGAAGAGAAGAGAUCUGUGUGCCUGCGGGGCGCGGGCUUCCCGGUGACUCCCAAGGUAACUUCCCAGGGCUCCUAAAGGUGCCGGGCCCCCGCAGUGCGGGGCGAAGGGAGGGGGCUGCUCCGGGAUGGAGCUGAUGGUGCUGCUCAAUGCCCUGGUGACUCGCCUGCUCUUCGUGCUGCACUCUCUCAUCGGGGUCUGGAGAGUGACUGCGGUGAAGAAAGAACCCAAGUACUGGCUGCUGGCACUGCUCAAUCUUCUCCUGUGCCUGGAGACAGGGCUCACCAUCAAGUUUAAGCAAGGCAGAGGCUACAAAUGGUUUUCACCAGCAAUAUUUUUAUAUUUGAUUUGCACAGUACCAUCACUAUGGCUGCUAGAAAUUCAUCAUGGGACUCAGUACUGUGGUAAUGAGCCUGGGGCAGUUCAGGUGAAUGUCAGCAACCAAGACUUCAAUCAAUCCAGAGAUAGCAGUCAUGGAAAUGAGGGAACGGAUCACCACAUCAUUCAGACGGCUAAAGUCUUUGUCAAUCAGCUCUCCACAAUCUGUGAGACUGUAUGGACACUGGCCCUCCACCAGACUUUUCUACUGCUACUAGUAGUUGGGAGAUGGCUUCUCCCCAUUGGAGUCGAAAUCACCCGGGAUCAAUUGUCUCAGCUGCUUCUCAUGUUUGUGGGAACAGCAGCAGAUAUACUUGAAUUUGCCAGUGAAACCUUGGACAUUGAGGAUGUUCGGAAGAAUUAUGCUCUCAUAAAUGCAAUUCUUGCUGUAUGGACCUGGAGUAUGCUACAGUUUCCACUUGAUCUUGCAGUACAGCAUAUUGGCUGCAAACCAAGUGCAUCAUCCAGGCAGAUCCCCAGCCUGCUGCUGUGCAGGUACAGCGCAGAACUGUGGAACAUCUGGGUCAGCCUUUUCAUACAGGAUGGGCCCUUCUUCAUUGUGCGUUCAAUCCUCAUGGGCCACUUCAGAAUAUUCAAUCAGAUGCUGGUAUUUUUUACAGCUAAGAAUAUCUUGGUUGUGACUCUACAGUUGUAUCGUUUGGCAGUGAUAAUGUUCGACUUCCGUGCCACCAUCCUGCAGAAGAGCAGGAAAGGAGAGGUCUGUUGCUGCCCAUGUGAGCCUUACGAGGCUCGUGCUCAUGCUGCCAGUCACCACGACAACGAAUUGAAAGAGUUGGUUGCUUUUCCUCCAAAAGAGGAAUCCCAAGCUCCAUCAGAAGAUCAGUGAGCAGUUACUGACUUGAAAGAAGUUGCAUUUCCCACAGCUUCUUCAGAAGGGCUUUGCCUGUUUCUAUGAUCAAACACACCUUGAGUGCCUAAGCCAUCUCUUCCACCAUGAGAACAUUAAUUUCUUCUAAACUGCGGGGGAAAUUUCUCAAGCAAAUUCAUAGGAAUGGGACUUCCUUUUUAAUCCAUUUAUAUGGUGGGUUUUGACUAGUUCCAUAUUAUUAUUAUCCACAGGAUUUUGUAGCCAUAGUUUGUAGUAGAAAGGUUGUACCAAGAAAGAUUGGGUGCACUAACAAAAUUGGUUAUUACCAUUGGUGGCACUGUGCUAACCUGUGUACUUGCAUGUAUUCAGAUAGACAGACAAGCCUAUCCAUAUGGGAAGCACAAAAGCAUUUAGCUCUACUUGAAUGGUUGGGCUAUAACUCCAGUGUGACGAACAAUAUGUUCACUGUGUAUGGGAGCAACUUCAGCAGCAACAACUGUGCAAGUGAAGAGGGAUGACAGAUGUCUGCUGUUACUGUGGCAUCUGAACAUUGUUCAUUCCAUAAAUUUAAGAAAACCUUCUUCAGAUGUUACCUCAUCCUUGGCUGGAUUCAGUUAAGAACUAUGCAACACCAUGAAACUGCAUAUGAAAGACACAAUCUGCAUGGUCUGAAUAACCUAAACCUUAAAAGAAAGCCAAAAGCAGCCUUAUGGAUCAUUAGGAGACAACUGCAUUUGCUAGAGGCAUUUUCUACAGAGUUGCUUGCCUUUCUAUUUCUACCAGUUAGAACACACACACAGAACACACACGCACAAAACCUCACCAAAAUAUUUGUAAAUACUUUUUUUCCCCUCUUGAUUUCACUGUUCUUAUAGGUGAGACAAGUUUUUAAAAUAUCUCCAUUUUAUAUGAUUUUUUUAGAAGUGGCCAGACCCAGGCAUACAAUCUCACUAGAAAGAAGAUGGCAAUGCUGCUCAAGUUUGACAAGACAAUCUAAGCAAAAGGAUUCAGGCACCCACUUCACAUUUCAUAAAGCACCACAAGGUCCCCUGAAAUAACUUGAGAGAUUGCCUGGUCUGAUGAGUGUCAAGACCCAUUUUUAGGACAUGGCUACUAAUUAUUAAUUUACACUUUUCACAUUUGGAAUGAACUACAUAUGUCCCAAUUUCUCCCAAGUGCACACCUGAGAUCAGUGUAAGGCCAUUGACUUUGCUGGACUUGGUUUAUAGAGGCUAAAAGUAAGAGAAGUGAUUUUAGAAAGUCCACCUAAAAAUUAAAUUCUCACACAAAAUGACAGGUGGUUUUACAAAUUUCUGCAUCUAUUCUGAAAGAGAGCAGAAAAGCAUAUAAAGUGACCUAAUUAAGGUAAUUUCCCUUAUGAAAAAUGCCCAAUUAAACACUGUUUUCUAAAGCCUCAGCCAUCUAAAGCCAGAAUCUGGUUUCAGGAACGAAUAAAAAGUGUUUCUGCCACCACUGCAGCAGUCAUACACUUAUUUAUCUACAGCCUGAGAAGCAAUGACAUUUAUUCUUUAAAGGUGAACCUAUUUAAAAAUUCCAAAGCCCAAAGAUGUGAGUAUGUGUUUAUGCUUGUGAGUUUUUCUUACUGUUUUAUGCAGGAUCAGACUCUUCCAUUAGGAAAGAAGAAAAUGCAUAGCCAUAAAGGAAGUCUCAUGUACUUCAUAGCCCUUUCUACCAUUCAUACAAUAGUAAUAAUGUGCAAUGCCUCCUCCUCUUCUUAUUUUGGGCCUUUUUCCAGCAGAAAUUUUAAAAAAAGCCCAUUAUUAUUUGUCAUGGUAUUGUGAUGUAGACAUAUGGAGAGUGGAAUGCAACUUCAUUAAGGAUUUUAAUUCAAGUCUAGAGGUAAAAUGUGACAUUUCUGAUGAUGAGCUGUGCUGUCUGAAACCUUUCACACUGGGAUGAAUUUAGAAUCAGUUGGUAGAACCACAACACAGCUCUUCCUUACGGAUGCAAGCUGGGACUACUCACAUUCAUUUUGAGUUUACCACUUGCUGAUAUAGUAAUUAUCCUGUUAAAAGGAUCACUGCUAAUUAAUUUGGAGUGUACUGAGCUUGCUAGAACAUCAUUCUAAAUUCAUCAGCACAAAAAUUGCAGGAUGUUCUUUUUUAAACUUGCUGUCUAUUUAAAGGCUUAGUUCAGCAACAAACUGCCUACUAGGCUCAGCCUGCAGCAAAUGCAAGAUCCCCUGGGGUCAGCAGUACAGAGACUGGUUGCAGCAGGAAUAUUUUACAGAGAACUCUAUUUCCUGGUCUUCAGUCUGUUCAAUUUUAAACAGCAGGAAAGCUUCUAAUCAGAUUUAUGAUAAGAAGAACUUGCUCCAGUGUCUGGUGGUUACUACUAGAUCCCAUUCCCAUUCACUCAGACAAAAUAGGCUAGAUCCUCCUUCCUGCUUACAAUAGGAUUUGGACUUUCCUUUUCCUCCCCAGUAUUGCAGUGAUGGCAAUCAGAUUGCUUAAAACCAAAAGAAAACCCAAACUGACAAACAAAGCACUUCAGUGGUGGGUAGACUACUACCUCCCCACCUCUGUGCAGAGGGGAAUCACACAUGCCAGGGAGCAGCAGGAAUGACAUGCAGUUCCCUCUACUUCACUGAGAAGCCUGGGAAUGGCAAUUAUGAAGUCAAGUAGCUCUCAUGUUUUGGGCCGAGCAGCAAAUCCCAGCUGGAAGCCCUCCUCACCCUCGUGUUGCAAGUGUUCUGAGCAGGAGGAUGCAGCAGUGCAUUUUGCAGCCGGCUGUUUGAGAGCCACUGUGCCAUUCCACUGCCUUCCAGAACUCUGCACUAGGCAAGUGGUAGAAUGGGUUCCCUUGAAGAUCUGCCAGCAUCUGUGGUGCACCCAAGGAUGUCACAUUUGCUGUGCAGGAAAAGCUGCAGUAAACUUUCAGAUGGGGAAAAUUCAAGCCUUCAAAAUGCAAGAAUUUCAGAACAUUUAUCUUAACAAUUAUUCACUUUUGAGUCAGAAGAAUUACAUUACUAAAUCUGUUCUGCAAAUAGAUAUCUGGCCAUUUACUAUUAUUUAUUCUGGUUGUUCCUGCCUUGUCCUUUUAGAUUAUUCCAUAUUAAACCUCACUAAAAUGUUUUACUACUUGUUUUUCCUGAGCUAAAAUGUAUUCCUCCUUUCCUCUGGACAUUGGCUCAAAUAAGCUCGUAGCCCUGAGCUGGAAAAACAACAAACAACAGCGAUGAUUUUAUUGCAUUCCUGUUGGUAUUUGUACUGUACAAUGUUCUCUGUGACCAUGUGGAAAUGGAAGAAAAUGUGCAAUUACUUUAAAAAAAUUCCAACUGCACUUUGCAAAUAAAAGGCAGUUACCUCAGGCAUAGCUGCCAAUUUAUUAUGUGAGAGCUGACUGUUAUAUGUUCCCAUUAAUUAUAUCUUCCACAUGCUGCUUUUCCUUUCCAUGCUUCGUAAGUUAAUUACUUAGGCCAGAUUCUGACUGCAGCCACUGCUUUGAAAACCUACAGCAACUGCAGUUAAUUCCAUUCGCUUCUGGAUACGUUGUUCUUUAUGCAGAACCUUUGCCCCAAGUAUGCACAGUGCAAUCCCACAGAGGAUGUGUUUAAUAUCUACAUACAGGAGGCAUUUUACACAUACAAAUAUGUACGUGCAUUUAGAUAUCCACACACACCUGGCAAUGCCCAAUACAUACAGCUUUUAUUUCUGUUACAAUCUGCGAGAUUGCUCAUAAGAACAUUCCGCAGAUGUCUCUAAAACACUUACAAAAAUACCUAAAUGUUACAAAUGUCUUGAAACUCAGAGCUCUAAACAGUGAUUUUUUAAAAAAUUUGUUUUAAGUACCUUGGUAUAUAUUGUUUCCAUGCAGAUUUCCUCAGUUGAAUGAAACGUACUCAAUUAUUACUUUCCCCUCAAAAAUAAAGUUUUUUAGAAGAGCAUCAGAACAGAACACCAGCAUCUAAAACUGCAUAAGGCUGUUUCUCUGGUUCUGCGUCAAGAGAAAAUAGGCAAGUCUUGAAAUCAGCAGGUUGGAGAGUCCUUGGCCCUCUAUCUGGGGAUUCGGUUCUCUACUUUUUUCACACUGUUCUAUGAGGAAGGAAGUCUUUCCUUCCUUGUGAGAAGAAAGAAAACAGACUAUUCCUAAUCUGUAAUGGUGAGGCAAUAAAAAUGGGUCACAGUGGCAGAAGUAGCAAAGAUGUUUGCCCAAGAUUGUUCAUUGCACAAGCAGAGACAUACAGCAGUACGGACCCCUAAGG
Messenger RNA from Chiroxiphia lanceolata (lance-tailed manakin), 5443 nucleotides. It is a transcript of the gene TMEM26, whose product is annotated as transmembrane protein 26. Bases 139 to 1236 code for a protein of 365 amino acids. The record is from RefSeq and is a predicted model, not a curated record. Lineage: Eukaryota; Metazoa; Chordata; Aves; Passeriformes; Pipridae. The transcript is spliced from 6 exons.